CUAAAAUGUUAAAGAAAACUAACCAAUCAUCUUGCAUCUAACAUUCUUACUUAUCUGCCUAUAUAAGCAACAACUCCCAUUUCUUGACUUCUCUAUGUUCCUAACACUUCUCUCAACCUUUAUCUGAUCGCACCAAACCAGUUUUUUCGCAUCGGCUUCUUCCUUUUGCUACUAGCUCUCCUCUCUUCUCCGGUAUUUUUGUCUCUCUUCUUAAUUCACACAGAUUUCAUGAUAAGUGAUGAUCUAUAACAAGACGCUAACUCUUCUCUUGCAUUUCUCGUGUUUUCAUUUUCUUGUUACGCCAAAUUUAUCCCUUCAAAAUCAUUUUUUUAUGCGUAUAGAAUCCAAAUAAUAAGUAAAAGCUGAUUCGUCUUCUUCCACUUAACACAAAAAAUGGCGUUACAAAACAAAGAAGAAGAGAAAAAGAAAGUGAAGAAGUUGCAAAAGAGUUACUUCGAUGUUCUCGGAAUCUGUUGUACAUCGGAAGUUCCUAUAAUCGAGAAUAUUCUCAAGUCACUUGACGGCGUUAAAGAAUAUUCCGUCAUCGUUCCCUCGAGAACCGUGAUUGUUGUUCACGACAGUCUCCUCAUCUCUCCCUUCCAAAUUGCUAAGGCACUAAACGAAGCUAGGUUAGAAGCAAACGUGAGGGUAAACGGAGAAACUAGCUUCAAGAACAAAUGGCCGAGCCCUUUCGCCGUAGUUUCCGGCUUACUUCUCCUCCUAUCCUUCCUAAAGUUUGUCUACUCGCCUUUACGUUGGCUCGCCGUGGCAGCAGUUGCCGCCGGUAUCUAUCCGAUUCUUGCCAAAGCCUUUGCUUCCAUUAAAAGGCCUAGGAUCGACAUCAACAUAUUGGUCAUAAUAACCGUGAUUGCAACACUUGCAAUGCAAGAUUUCAUGGAGGCAGCAGCAGUUGUGUUCCUAUUCACCAUAUCCGACUGGCUCGAAACAAGAGCUAGCUACAAGGCGACCUCGGUAAUGCAGUCUCUGAUGAGCUUAGCUCCACAAAAGGCUAUAAUAGCAGAGACUGGUGAAGAAGUUGAAGUAGAUGAGGUUAAGGUUGAUACAGUUGUAGCAGUUAAAGCUGGUGAAACCAUACCAAUUGAUGGAAUUGUGGUGGAUGGAAACUGUGAGGUAGACGAGAAAACCUUAACGGGCGAAGCAUUUCCUGUGCCUAAACAGAGAGAUUCUACCGUUUGGGCUGGAACCAUUAAUCUAAAUGGUUACAUAUGUGUGAAAACAACUUCUUUAGCGGGUGAUUGUGUGGUUGCGAAAAUGGCUAAGCUAGUAGAAGAAGCUCAGAGCAGUAAAACCAAAUCUCAGAGACUAAUAGACAAAUGUUCUCAGUACUAUACUCCAGCAAUCAUCUUAGUAUCAGCUUGCGUUGCCAUUGUCCCGGUUAUAAUGAAGGUCCACAACCUUAAACAUUGGUUCCACCUAGCAUUAGUUGUGUUAGUCAGUGGUUGUCCCUGUGGUCUUAUCCUCUCUACACCAGUUGCUACUUUCUGUGCACUUACUAAAGCGGCAACUUCAGGGCUUCUGAUCAAAAGUGCUGAUUAUCUUGACACACUCUCAAAGAUCAAGAUUGUUGCUUUCGAUAAAACUGGGACUAUUACAAGAGGAGAGUUCAUUGUCAUAGAUUUCAAGUCACUCUCUAGAGAUAUAAACCUACGCAGCUUGCUUUACUGGGUAUCAAGUGUUGAAAGCAAAUCAAGUCAUCCAAUGGCAGCAACAAUCGUGGAUUAUGCAAAAUCUGUUUCUGUUGAGCCUAGGCCUGAAGAGGUUGAGGAUUACCAGAACUUUCCAGGUGAAGGAAUCUACGGGAAGAUUGAUGGUAACGAUAUCUUCAUUGGGAACAAAAAGAUAGCUUCUCGAGCUGGUUGUUCAACAGUUCCAGAGAUUGAAGUUGAUACCAAAGGCGGGAAGACUGUUGGAUACGUCUAUGUAGGUGAAAGACUAGCUGGAUUUUUCAAUCUUUCUGAUGCUUGUAGAUCUGGUGUUUCUCAAGCAAUGGCAGAACUGAAAUCUCUAGGAAUCAAAACCGCAAUGCUAACGGGAGAUAAUCAAGCCGCGGCAAUGCAUGCUCAAGAACAGCUAGGGAAUGUUUUAGAUGUUGUACAUGGAGAUCUUCUUCCAGAAGAUAAGUCCAGAAUCAUACAAGAGUUUAAGAAAGAGGGACCAACCGCAAUGGUAGGGGACGGUGUGAAUGAUGCACCAGCUUUAGCUACAGCUGAUAUUGGUAUCUCCAUGGGAAUUUCUGGCUCUGCUCUUGCAACACAAACUGGUAAUAUUAUUCUGAUGUCUAAUGAUAUAAGAAGGAUACCACAAGCGGUGAAGCUAGCGAGAAGAGCACGACGCAAAGUUGUUGAAAACGUGUGUCUAUCGAUCAUUUUAAAAGCAGGAAUACUCGCUUUGGCAUUUGCUGGUCAUCCUUUGAUUUGGGCUGCGGUUCUUGUUGAUGUAGGGACUUGUCUGCUUGUGAUUUUCAAUAGUAUGUUGCUGCUGCGAGAGAAGAAAAAGAUUGGGAACAAAAAGUGUUACAGGGCUUCUACAUCUAAGUUGAAUGGUAGGAAACUUGAAGGCGAUGAUGAUUAUGUUGUGGACUUAGAAGCAGGCUUGUUAACAAAGAGCGGGAAUGGUCAAUGCAAAUCAAGCUGUUGUGGAGAUAAGAAAAAUCAAGAGAAUGUUGUGAUGAUGAAACCAAGUAGUAAAACCAGUUCUGAUCAUUCUCACCCUGGUUGUUGUGGCGAUAAGAAGGAAGAAAAAGUGAAGCCGCUUGUGAAAGAUGGCUGUUGCAGUGAGAAAACUAGGAAAUCAGAGGGAGAUAUGGUUUCAUUGAGCUCAUGUAAGAAGUCUAGUCAUGUCAAACAUGACCUGAAAAUGAAAGGUGGUUCAGGUUGUUGUGCUAGCAAAAAUGAGAAAGGGAAGGAAGUAGUGGCAAAGAGCUGUUGUGAGAAACCCAAACAGCAGGUGGAGAGUGUUGGAGACUGCAAGUCUGGUCAUUGCGAGAAGAAGAAGCAAGCUGAAGACAUUGUUGUCCCGGUGCAGAUUAUUGGUCAUGCAUUAACGCAUGUGGAGAUCGAGUUGCAGACAAAGGAAACCUGCAAAACAAGCUGUUGUGACAGUAAAGAAAAGGUUAAGGAGACAGGUUUGCUGCUUUCUAGUGAGAACACACCUUACCUGGAGAAAGGAGUGCUGAUUAAAGAUGAAGGAAACUGCAAGUCUGGCAGCGAGAACAUGGGGACAGUGAAACAAAGCUGCCAUGAGAAGGGCUGCAGCGAUGAAAAACAAACCGGGGAAAUAACUCUUGCUUCGGAGGAAGAGACAGAUGAUCAAGAUUGCUCCUCGGGAUGUUGUGUGAACGAGGGAACAGUGAAACAAAGCUUCGAUGAGAAGAAGCAUUCUGUGUUGGUGGAGAAGGAAGGUUUGGACAUGGAAACUGGUUUCUGUUGUGAUGCCAAGCUGGUUUGUUGUGGAAACACAGAAGGUGAAGUGAAGGAGCAAUGUCGUCUGGAGAUAAAGAAAGAAGAACAUUGCAAGUCUGGUUGCUGCGGCGAGGAAAUACAAACCGGAGAAAUCACUCUGGUUUCAGAGGAAGAGACAGAGAGCACGAAUUGUUCCACGGGUUGUUGUGUGGACAAAGAAGAAGUGACACAAACCUGUCAUGAGAAGCCUGCUAGCUUGGUGGUAUCAGGCUUGGAAGUGAAGAAGGAUGAGCAUUGUGAGAGCUCACACAGAGCCGUCAAGGUAGAGACCUGUUGCAAAGUGAAGAUUCCAGAGGCUUGCGCAUCAAAAUGUAGGGACAGAGCGAAGCGUCACAGUGGUAAAAGCUGUUGCAGGAGUUAUGCAAAAGAGUUAUGCAGCCACCGCCAUCAUCAUCACCACCACCACCACCAUCACCAUGUGAGUGCUUGAUGGAGAUUGAUUGAAUAACUUAAACUCUUGAUGCAUCCAUCUAUUCACAUUACGUUUAGUCUCAUUCCGUGAAUGCCGAAAUAAAAAACAAAAUGUUCCAGCAAAGGCAGUUUAUUAGAUUAAGCAACUGUGUUAUUCAUAAAGACAAUGCUAGUGAUUUUUUUUUAGUACUUUAUGUAUUGCAAUUCCUAAAGUAUUUUGAACUUUGAUCUUAAGAGUCUUAAAAUCAAACAAACCAAGCAGUUGAAACAGACCUUGGAUCAAAGUUAGUGUUACCAAUUACCAUCCAUAAGCUGUCCUUUCGUU
Arabidopsis thaliana (thale cress) is the source of this 4218-nucleotide messenger RNA. RefSeq names its product heavy metal atpase 4 (gene HMA4). The record is from RefSeq and is marked reviewed. Gene Ontology annotation, cellular component: membrane. Gene Ontology annotation, biological process: metal ion transport; monoatomic cation transport; zinc ion transmembrane transport. Lineage: Eukaryota; Viridiplantae; Streptophyta; Magnoliopsida; Brassicales; Brassicaceae. The transcript has 10 exons. Gene Ontology annotation, molecular function: ATPase-coupled monoatomic cation transmembrane transporter activity; metal ion binding; ATP binding. Bases 394 to 3912 code for a protein of 1172 amino acids.